Molecule: messenger RNA, 957 nt
Organism: Cokeromyces recurvatus
Lineage: Eukaryota; Fungi; Mucoromycota; Mucoromycetes; Mucorales; Mucoraceae
Exons: 2
Coding region: 52-843 (263 amino acids)
Source: RefSeq, a predicted model, not a curated record
UUUUUUUUUUUCAUUCUUUCUUUUCUACCUUUCUUUCAUUAAACAGGAAUAAUGCCAGUAAAACGAUAUGAGUUCAAUCCUCCAUCCAAUAUAGACGCUAUUCGUUCUAAUAUUAUGCAACGUAUUAAAAAAGAAAGAUAUACAACAAAAUCAUUAAACUUUGAUAACGGACUUCCUUCUCCUCCAAGUGAAGCCUGUAGUACGUUUGAAGACGAAAUAAGUUUAACUGAACCUGUUUCUCCAGUGGAUAGUGUACCUGACUCACCUUUAUUAUCGACUCGAGUGGAGGAAUCCUCUGAUGCCAUUCGUGAAAAGAUUAAACUUUUAAAAGAAGAAAAACAUAAAUUAUUUCAAACGAUGAAGGACUUAUUAUCUCAGCCAAAGGAUACAACUACAACGAAUGCCAUGACAACAAAGCCUACUAUCGCAACCACCACCACUUCUUCUUCUUCUUCUUCCUCACUCAACUUACACCCUACUACUCCAAUAAGACCCAAUAACAACAACACAACGACGAGACCUCGUAUUUCUGAAUUUAACUGUAGAUCGAUAUCUCGGUACAAUUAUCAUGAGCGUAGAUCUCCAACUCGAUUCUACACCAAUGAUACUACUCGAGGAUACCCUUAUAAUUCGACUAUGACUAGUAGUCAUCAUCAUCAUCAUUAUCAUCGUUCGUCUUCUUCUUUAAAUAUGUCUUCUUCUUCCUCUCGUCGUAGUAGUUGUAGUAGUAGUAGUAACAACCCUUCUUACGUAUCAUCGCGAUUAACAACAGUAACAAGUAAUAACAAUAGACCUGCAAACAUACCUUCUUUUCGCUUAACAAGUCGAUAUUCAAGAUAUUAACUGAAUAAUGAAAUUUCCCUCUCUCUCUUUCCCUCCUUUCUUUCUUUUUCUUCCCUCCUUUUAUUUUGCUUUAUUUUUAUUUUUACUCUUUAUACAUAUAUAUAUAUAUAUAUU